UUCCAAAUCAGCGAGCUGACAGCGUUGACAUCCUUAAAUUAUAGCGCUAACUUUCUCAAUGAAAGUCUUCCUACGCAGAUUGGGCUCAUGACGACCUUGCUCGAAUUUUCCGCUUUCUUCAACUUCCAAAUAGGAGAAAUACCGACAGAGAUCGGAAACCUGGUGAACCUGACAACGCUACGCCUUGACGAGAAUGUGUUCACAGGAGCAAUUCCAACUGAACUCGCCAACAUAUUUGCCCUCGAACGCCUUUAUCUAAAUAACAAUGCGCUGAAUGGAACAAUACCGAACAUGUUGGGUGAUUUGAAUAAUCUACAGGAGUUCUACUUUAAUAACAAUGAGCUUGCGGGUAAAAUUCCUUCGCAAUUGGAAAGAAUGAGCAAUCUGACGGAUUUCGUCGGUUUCCUUAAUUUUUUAACGGGGUCCAUCCCCGAAGUUUUCGGUUCGCUUUCAAGUCUACAGCGCUUAGACGUGAGUGAUAACUUUCUGGCCGGAACACUGCCUGCAGCAAUCUUUUCGAGCGAAACUUUGCAGGAAUUAGACUUAGCACGAAACACAUUUCUUGGUGGCAUCCCUCUAGUUGUGAUCAACCAGUCGAGUCUCGAAAUAAUUGAUCUGCAGGAAAAUCAACUGACGGGAACGCUUUCCGAAGCGGUAGGUUCUUUGACUGCUUUGAAAAGCCUUUUGUUGAACAACAACUUCCUUUCGGGCAUUGUCCCUGCCGUCCCAGCAGCACUUGAACAAUUACAUCUAGGGACAAAUUUCUUCUUUGGCGCAAUUCCAUCUGAGAUUGGUAGUACAACAGGCUUGAAACAGCUCAGACUAGACGCAAAUACCUUCAAUGGAACCAUCCCUGUCGAGAUCUCCCUGCUCGGAGACCUGGAAGUUCUAAAUAUUUCUGGCAAUUCAUUUUUUUCAGGUCUCCCUAGUCAACUUGGAGCAUUAUCAAGUCUACGAGAACUCGAUGUCAGUGCGUCAGGAUUAAACGGAACCAUACCAGCAGCUUUUUUCUCACUUUCGCUACUUGAAAAGCUGUCCUUGGCAGACAACGCCUUAGAGGGAACGAUUCCUACUCCAGCGCGAUCAGCAUCUCCUACGCUUCUUGAGAUGCGCCUCAACAACAACAAAUUAAGAGGAUCUAUACCAGCUACAAUUGCUGGGUCAACAAACCUGACUUUGUUGGAUCUAAGUGGCAACGAGCUGACGGGGGAUAUCCCAGUAGAAAUUUACGACGUGGUGGAGCUAAGAGAUCUGAAUUUUGGAGCCAAUCUUUUAUUUGGCCCCAUUCCUACGCAGUUUGGGGCAUUGACAAAGCUUGAGAGGCUAGUUAUUGGACCAAACUUCUUCUCAGGCACUAUCCCGAGUGAAAUAGGAGAGCUAUUGGAACUAGUAGAAUUUCGAAUGCCUACAAAUUUCUUCAACGGAACAAUUCCGACAGAGUUUGGGAAACUCACCAAACUUACAGUUUUGGAUUUAUCGAACAAUUUGGUAGACGGUACUGUUCCUUCUCAGCUUGGCAAUAUCACAACUCUGCGAGAAGUGCUACUAGGGGUGACGGGUCUAUCAGGCUCUGUCCCG
Messenger RNA from Phaeodactylum tricornutum CCAP 1055/1, 1578 nucleotides. RefSeq lists its product with no specific name. The record is from RefSeq and is a predicted model, not a curated record. The annotation marks the transcript as partial. Gene Ontology annotation, molecular function: receptor serine/threonine kinase binding. NCBI's taxonomy places the organism in Eukaryota, Bacillariophyta, Bacillariophyceae, Surirellales, Neidiaceae. The transcript has 3 exons.